Messenger RNA from Fibroporia radiculosa, 1539 nucleotides. RefSeq lists its product as uncharacterized. The transcript is spliced from 12 exons. The coding region runs from base 1 to 1539 and encodes 512 amino acids. The record is from RefSeq and is a predicted model, not a curated record. Gene Ontology annotation, molecular function: monooxygenase activity; oxidoreductase activity, acting on paired donors, with incorporation or reduction of molecular oxygen; heme binding. NCBI's taxonomy places the organism in Eukaryota, Fungi, Basidiomycota, Agaricomycetes, Polyporales, Fibroporiaceae.
AUGUGGUCCACCGUCUCCCUGGCAGUCGCAACUGUAUUUCUAUCGUCUCUCGCCUUGAAUUAUCAUGCUAGAUUGAAGGCCGUUGGUCAUCUACCUGGUUUUCGCGCCGCGUUUGGCUCCUUCUCCCUUUUUGGAGCCAUACUCCCGACUUCCUGGUUCAAUCCUGGUCUGAACUGGCAGUGGUUGUGGAGGAAAUCAGUGUAUCGUUAUUAUGGCUCUCGAACCAUCUCUUCUGUACCAUUCCUUUCAGGCGAACCCUUGAUUAUUACCGGCUCUCAUGAGGUUGCAGAGCAUGUUCUCAGUGCACCAUCCGGCUAUUGGAAGGCUCCUGACUCAACUGCUGCGUUAAUGCUCUGGGGUGACAACGUCAUUUCGUCUAACUACGAUGCCUACAAGCGCCAUCGCAGGAUAGUUGGGCCCGCAUUUACUGGCACGACGUAUGCUCUUGUUGCUCGUGAGACGGUGAAACUUUACCAUGAGAUGGUCGAAGGAGAGAAGUGGGAUCAGUUAACGGAGGUCUGUGUGCCCGCAAUCAACAUUUUUAUGGCAAAGUUUGCACUGGGAAUUAUCACACGCUGUGGUUUCGGACUCCCUUUUCCAUGGAUGAGAGACGAGACGCACGAAAUGUCCUUCGGUGAAGCGCUGGCUAUAGUUUCAGAACGGAACAUUGUACGUUUGGCCACGCCUCGUUGGGCGUAUAAACUUCCGAUUCAAAAGCUACGUGAAGUUGAAGAAGCUUAUCUAAGGCUUUCAAACUUCAUGAAUGAGUUUGCUCGUGCGCGCAAAGACGAGCUGUCGUCAACGACUGAAGAGGUUCACCUAAGGGAGCACGACCUCUUCACUCGACUUGUCAUGGCUAGUCAGGCGGAAGGCCGAAAGGGACUAGAUGACAGUGAACUUAUUGGCGACAUUUUUGCAUUCAUGUUUGCGGGUCAUGAGACUACAGCUCAUGUAAUGUCCGCCACGGUAGCGCUGCUCGCUCUCCACGAGGACGAACAAUUGAAGGUACUGGAACAAAUUCGUGAGCUGCUGCCUGGUAAUAGAGAUCCCGCAUUUGAAGACUUCGAAAAACUCGAUAAGGUUAUGGCCUGUUUUGAAGAAGCCGCAAGGAUGUUCCCUGCGGGAUCUAUUGUCACUCGCGAUACCACGCAAACUAUUACACUGAAACUCUCUGCACAAAACGGUGACCGAACACUUGUACUUCCUCCCGGAGUGAGGAUCAUGAUCGAUAUGGUUGGUGUUCAUUAUGAUCCUGCAAUAUUUCCUGAUCCGGAGCAAUUCAAACCGUCACGUUGGUAUGGUAUACCGGAAAGCGAUCUUACGUUUUUUGGGUGGGGGCCCCGCGCAUGUCUUGGCAGAAAGUUCGCUAUGAUGGAAGCUAUAUGUUUGCUCACGAUGCUCGUGCGCGACUGGAACCUCAGCCCUCUCUUGGAAGCUGGUGAUACGAAGGACAAGUGGAGAGAGCGGGUAUUACAAGGUAGCCUGGUUGGUCUCGGCUUCGGGAUUCGUUCAGCUCCAAUACGUCUUACAAGAAGGUGA